AUUACUCUCACGGCAUCUUCCUUGCUGCCAAAGCAAAACAAGCCCAUAAAUCCUUUCAUUUCUCCCUCUGGCUCUGAUCAUUGCGAAUUGUGUAUCUGCACUGAGGUUUUUGUACUACUGUAAAUAGAGAGGACAAAAGAAGCUAACGGAAUUGGUGAUUCCGUUUGGAUUAGCUAUUUUUAAAGGUGUUUUUGAAAUAUUUUACUGUAGCAGCAUUUUUUUAAAAUUUUUACCAAAGAUGUUUUUUGUGGUGUUUUUGGAAUAUAUUUUGGGGACGUAUUUUGUGAUGCUUUUUGUGAUGUUUUUGAAGGUGUUUUUGAAAUUUAUUUUCGGGUGCCUUUUAAAAAUAAAAAAAAAAUUAGAAUACUUUUUAAAAAUUUUUAGAAUAUUUGAAAAGCAGGCGAAUCCAAACGGAGUUGAGGGCAAUGUAGAGGCUCUAGAGCAGUGUGAUCAAGCACAUGAUGAGGAACAUAUGCAGUAUGUCCCUUCGGAAUUGGUUGGUUGUCCUGGGAAUGAGUCUGAGACAUUGUAUCAUUGCUACCAAAUUGCUCUUCAGCCUGAUUUUAGUUGCAACACCAUGCCUCACGAUAUUUUGCUUGCUACAAGAGCAAGGCUUGAAUUUGAUGAUGAGACUCUGAAUUUUGAGUUAGAUGUGCCCAGAGGCAGCUUAAAGAUACGAAUGAAAUAUGUUAGACGUAUUAAACUCGCGUCUGAAGAGGUUGUUCUUUGCCAGAAGUUUCAAGUUACACUUUUAAGGCUGCUCCUUGAUCACAAUCAGAAUAAGCUUAAGGAAGCAUUGAGUGGAUUAAAUCGAAACAGUCAACGUGAUGUCUUUGAUUAUCUUCUGAUUCCAUCUACAAGCCCGCAUGAAAAUCCAUCAAUUGAUUGGAAGUGUGUUAGUUCUGUUCUAUUUCCUCAGGGAAACAUGUCAGAUAAGCAUAUGCAUGGUUGUUCUAACAGAGUUCAAGUGCACACAAUAAAUGGAUUGAUCUGCCGCUGCACAUUGCAGAAUUCUUUGGUUGUGACUCCUCAUGAUGGUUUUAUGUAUUGCACUACUGGCAUUUUGGAUGAUCCGAACAGCCGGAAAAGAAGAGGAUCUAUUACUUAUAAACCAAACUUUGCAAAACGGCAUGGGAUCACAUUGCGUUUUGAGGGAGAACCAUUUCUUUGUGGACAGCGUCUGUUUAAGGUGCAGAACUGUCUUCUGGGAUGUAGGAAUCAAGAGACAAAAGGCUCGAGAAAGGCAUCAGUUGAGUUGCCUCCAGAACUUUGUAAAGUGAUCAUGUCUCCCAUAUCCAUUGGUUCAGUAUCUUCCUUCGCAUAUGCUCCAUCCAUCAUACAACGGAUAGAGUCCUUCUUAACAGCUGGCAACUUGAAAAGAAUGCUAAUGGACGACUGCAAGCUCAAUGAUAUGAUUCCGACGAUCAAGGUCUUAGAGGCAAUUACGACUAAAAAUUGCCGAGAGAAUUUUCAUUUGACAUCAUUGGCAACCAUUGGAGACUCCUUCUUGAAAUAUGCUACAAGUCAACAACUAUUCAAGACACAUCAAAAUCACAACAAUGGUCUUCUUACUGAGGAGAGAACAAAAAUCGUCUCCAACCUCGCACUCUGCAAGCUGGGAUGCGAUAAGAAGAUAUCGGGGUUUAUCCGCAAUGAAUGUUUUGAUCCUAAAACAUGGAUCAUACCUGGUGAUAACUCUCAAACCUACACACUGCGGAAAGAAGUGCUUUCAACUAGAAUAAUUGUUUAUGCCAGGGAGAAAAGGACGAUUAAAAAUAAGACGGUUGCUGAUGUAAUUGAGGCCCUUAUUGGUGUAUUCAUUUGUACGACAAGUGAAAGAGCAGCCUUAGCGUUUAUGAAAUGGAUGGGUUUUGAAGUUGACUUCGUUUAUGUUCAGUACAAAAGGCCAGUCGCUGCAAAUCCAGAGAAGCUGGUUGAUCUCAGAUUUUUCAAGUCUCUAUUGAAUCAGUACUCAUUCCGUGAUGCUUCUCUCCUUGUUGAAGCACUUACUCAUGGUUCUUACGUGCGACCCGAGAGCCCCACAUCCUAUGAGCAUCUGGAAUUUCUUGGGGAUGCGGUGCUGGAUUAUCUCAUCACCAAGCACUUCCACAAUGAGCAUCCCAAUCUGUCUUCUGGAUUAUUAACAGAUUUAAGGUCAGCUUCUGUGAACAAUGACUGCUGUGCACGAACUGCAAUUAGAGCUGGGCUUCAUAAGCACAUUCUACAUGAUUCACAAGACCUGCAGCGGCGCAUUCUUGCCAUUGCUGAAAAUUUUGAGCAGUCAUCACGAGACUCGACUUUUGGGUGGGAGUCAGAGCCAGUAAUCAAGAUUCUUGCAGAUAUUAUAAAAUCUCUUGCCGGGGCAAUAUAUGUUGAUUCUGGAUAUGACAAAGGGGUUGUAUUUCAAAGCAUAAAGCCACUUCUUGAGCCUCUGCCUACCCCUGAGACUUUAAAGCUCCAACCUGUGAGGGAACUGGAGGAAUUUUGUGCAAAGCAACACUUUGACAUGAACAAGUCUGUCACAUAUGAAAAUGGUGAGGUAUCCGUCAAGCUUGAAGUUCAUGCAAAUGGUGCUACUCACAUAUGUCAGGAAUCUGCGGCAAACAAGGAUGCAGCAGAAAAAAAAGCAUCCCUGGCUAUGUUGGAGAUGCUAAAGGGAAAAUUUGUCAAGGAGGAGGAGGAUGGCAAGCUUAAGGCUAAUGCAAAUGGUGUCCCUUGUGCUCGUAGACCAACUGCUGCAAACAAGAAGACAGCAAGAAAAACAGCAUCCAUGGAUAUUCUGUCGAAGCUAAAGAAAAAUUAGUUACGCCGGGGAGAGCCACAUACAACCCUGCCUGUCUUGUGAAAUCAAACAAGUCAGAUAGCCUUUUGGCUGGAUCAUAUAAGAUACUGAUGAUGUUUUUAUUCCAAAAAAAAAAAAAAAAAAAAACUUGCUUAACAUCAUGAUCAUCAUCGGAAAGAUGAUUCAGAUUGUCGGUGUUUUUGCCGCCUUCACGGUUUCCAUCAUUGUAAAUAUUCUGUAACGGCACUGGUAAAUUACACUUUGGAACACA
Molecule: messenger RNA, 3053 nt
Organism: Coffea arabica (coffee)
Lineage: Eukaryota; Viridiplantae; Streptophyta; Magnoliopsida; Gentianales; Rubiaceae
Source: RefSeq, a predicted model, not a curated record